Iphiclides podalirius (scarce swallowtail) is the source of this 2814-nucleotide messenger RNA. NCBI's taxonomy places the organism in Eukaryota, Metazoa, Arthropoda, Insecta, Lepidoptera, Papilionidae. The record is from the annotation of a GenBank genome assembly.
AUGGAUUUUGGAUUUUCAAUGGGAUAUCAGAAAUCAGGAAUCUUGGUUGUUGGUGCCCCACACGGUGAUCUAAAUGGGAGAGUUUAUAUUUGCACCGUCGGAGAUAUUAUAAAGAAUAAUACAUGUCAAAAAGUGGAUAUAGACAUCGAAAAACUUACUCAAUAUUCUACUCGAGAACAUAAUCCCAGCCAGCAUUAUUGUCUUGGGGCAACUAUUGCAGCAACACCGGAUUAUUUUUUGACUUGCGCUCCGCUUUGGAUGUCAUCGUACAAAACGGAAGACCCUCAAAAAUUCAAAAACGUUGAUACCAACUCCUACGGCACCUGUUUUAUCUACAACGGAACAGCCCAUCGAUAUAAUGGAUUGUAUGAGCAACACGUCGAAAAGACCAUUCCAAACCGACAGGCGUUUUCCGGCGGCGUCGGCUGGACAACGUUAAUUGACGAUAUGAACAAUUUAAUACUGAUAGCCAAAAUAUUUGCCAAGGGUGACAUUAGCUAUAUUUCUCAAUCAAGUCCUCUGAGUCCAGCCCGUUCACUCACGCAAAGGAAGAAAAGUUAUUUCACAAUGCAUACUGCGGCCUACCGGAAUGUUGGGCUAGCACUUGCAUCUGGGCGCUUUUCUAUCUCAGGUGCGAACGAAACUGUUUAUGCGUUUAGUAUGGUACACAACGACAUGACUAGCACAGUGGCGUUCCUCCGAUAUGCGAUAAAGGACAAUUACUUCAGAUUAAUAAAGAACGUGGAAAUCGUGCACGAAGCGAUAAACACAAUGUUCGGAGCGGCGAUGAGGUGCGAAGACCUCGACGAUGAUGGUUUUUCGGAGUUGCUAGUGGGGGCGCCCGCGCAGGGAGACGACGAUAACGCGUAUGAAGUCGGCGCCCUACACAUAUUCACGGGGGGUGAAUUGAACACGAUAGUUAAUGCCAAUAGGAUGCGAUCCAUUAUUGGUACUAAGGAAGGCUCGAGAUUCGGCAGUGCAAUUGCAUGUACCGACAUUGAUGGGGAUAAUUUUCCAGAAGUAGUAGUUAGUGCACCUUACGAAGGCCUUGGUAUGGGAGCUGUUUAUAUAAUUUCUGGUUCUGAAUUGAAUCGUAUGCUGUUAAAAGGCGAAUUAUACAAAACAAUCAGUCUUUCGCAACUAACGUCGACACAGAGAAUACAAAACAAGAAAUUUAAAUCUUUUGGUUUCAGUCUUCAAGUUAUCGCAGACAUAAAUGAGAACGGCUGCAAAGAAUUAGCCGUGGGAAGUCCCGACAGCACGCGAGUCGUUUUGUAUCGCAGUAUACCUUUUGUUAAAUUGGCACUGUCUACCCAACUUGUUGGUGAACAGGUCGUGCGGAUAAAACAAAAUAAUUUUACGGUAAGCGUAAUUGUUGAUGUUACAUAUCCAAGAAAGCCGCAAAAGAUCCUUGGAAAAAUUAAAUUAAUGAACAGUAUUAUUGGAGAUGGAGUAAACAUUGCAGAAGGACAAGAAACUAUAGUCAUUGAUCUUUCACAUAAGGAACCAAAUUACAUUUUAGAUGUUGGCGUUAUUAUUGACAACAAUGAACCAGGCACUUACAAGUUUAGCACGGUGAUUGAAGAAGAAUCUGAUGACAUUGUUAAAAGCAAAGAUUUCAAUCCAUCAUGGGUAACUUUAAAACCAAAGAGUUUGAUGUCGUCACUUGAGAUUGAAAGGCGUUGCUCUGGUGAAAGUUGUUUACCGCAGUUGAAUAUGACACUAGAAUGGUCCGGACGCUCACCAUAUACUUUAGGUUCAACAAAAUCGGAAACGGUCACUGUUCGUUUUAAGAAUGAAGGAAACAGUUCCUAUGCGCAGACUUGCGCAUAUUUGAGUGUGAGCGGUGCUCGUGUGGUUCAAUUUGGUUGCCCGGAGGCAGAUGGUUUCUACAAGUGUCUUCUGCCUGUGCCCAUAAAUAGAGACGCUGAACAUUUAAUAGAAAUGUCACUAGACAUGAGCAGAGCUACAAGUAAAGACCAGGCGCUAAUUGUAAACGUAACGUUCUACAAAAGCGGUUGUUCACUAAAUUUGAAUUUCACGAAAUUAGACCUGAUUGUACCGUAUGAACUGGAAACGGAUGUUAUAACAAUUAAUGGUUCAUCGCAUGAACGAGUGCUUACUGACAGAGAGGUGCUAGACACAACGAUAAAUUCUAUUGAAGACGCGCAUGAAUAUACGAUUGAAAACCACGGUAAAGUUUUGUGGAAAGGUAUCACAGCCAUAGUGAGGUGGAAGCAUUAUCCGUUUAUUAAAACUUAUAAAGUAUCCUUAGCGUCCACAAUAAGCAAUUGUAUGAGGCAAGACUCAAAUAUUGAUGUGACAUUUACUUGCAUAUUAAGUUUGGAACCACACGCUUCAGUUAAAGUUAUUUCAACGAUGGAAUUAUCCGAAACUGACAUAGAAAAGCAUCUGGUGGGUAAUAAUGUCAACGUUUCCUCGGAUCUGGAGCUACAUCUAACAGCGAUUGAGAGAAAAGGCUUGUCGUUAACAACAUUCAUACAAUAUCGGAAGGUGCUUUCAUUGAAGCAAAAUAAACAAUUGAUAAUUCUCAUCGCAAUUAUAGUCGCCAUUUUAAUAUUAGCGAUUGUAGCCUUCAUUCUUUACAAGAUGGGUUUCUUUAACAGAGAUACUAAAAACCAGUUGAUAGAAGAGAAGAAAGAACAUGAAAUAAGAAAGAGUAUACGACGCUCUACCAUGUCCAGAAAAGAAGAUAACGCAGAGGGCCCAUCAAAUUCACAUACGAACCAAAUCGAGGUUGUGGACGAACCUUUGGAGCCGCAAACUAAAAAUAGACAUGAUACUCAAGAACCG